Molecule: messenger RNA, 1086 nt
Organism: Micromonas pusilla CCMP1545
Lineage: Eukaryota; Viridiplantae; Chlorophyta; Mamiellophyceae; Mamiellales; Mamiellaceae
Exons: 3
Coding region: 1-1086 (361 amino acids)
Cellular component (GO): cytoplasm
Molecular function (GO): protein binding
Source: RefSeq, a predicted model, not a curated record
AUGACGCUGAAACCGCGCGACUUCACGCCGAAGGCGCGCGCGAGGAGGGAGCUGACGCGCGCCUCGCGGGAGGUGCACGUCGCCGCCGCGCGCGCGCUGAGCGAGGCGGCGAUGCGCGGCGCGAUCGAGCGCGCGGCGGCGGCGGCGGCGGCGGCGAGGGCGACGGAUCCGAAGGCGACGUUCGACGUGGACGCGGCGGCGCGCGUCGCGGUCUUAGACGACGACGACGAUUACGACGACGACGACGGCGACGGGACGAUGACGCCUCUCGCGCGGGCGGCGUCUCGACCGACGCGCGCUGGGGCGGCGUGCGCGCGCGCGCUCGUGGACGCGGGGGCGAGCGUGACGGUCGCGUGCGGGGCGUCGGGAUGCGCGCCGCUGCAUCGCGCGGCGGCGUGUAACGCGGACCGAGUCGCGGAGGUGCUCCUCGCGCGCGUCGACGGCGUCGCGCUCGACGCGCGCGACGCCGGCGGUCUCACGCCGCUGCACGUCGCUAUCGUGAACGGCGCGACGGAGACGGCGAUCGCGUUGAUUCGUAACGGCGCGAGCGUGGACGUUACCUCGGGGGGACCCGGGGCGGGCGGCGGGAACUGGGACGCGCUCGCGCACGCGGCGCGCGUCGGCGACGAAGCCGUCGUCGCCGCCGUUCUGGACGCGAACCGACGCGCCGCUUCGAAUUCCACGGAGACGGUGACGACCACGACGCCGCUGCACAUCGCGGCGCGGCGCGGGCACGCCGCGAUCGUUCAGACGCUGCUCGACGCCGGCGCGGACGCCGGCGCGGUGGACGCGUUCGGCUCGACCGCCGCCGCCGCCGCCGCCGCGUCGGGACACCACGCGAUCGCGACGCUUCUCUCCGCGCGCGGCGGCGACGAGCGCGCGAACGCGAACGCGAACGCGGACGCGGACGCGGACGCGGACGCGGACGCCGGCGGCGAGCGGCGCGACGAGCCGCGCAGCGCGCUGGAGUGGGCGGCGUACGAGGGAGGCGAGGCGAACGUCCGAGCCGCGAUCGCGGCGGCGGAUGAAAAAGUGAGGUGCGUUCUAUGUCACACUGGUUCCCAUACGACCGCGUCGGCGUUGUGA